AAAAGGCUCUUUCAUCUUCUCAACAGUCAACAACACAAGUCCUCCUUUUCUCAUAUACUUCUCACAAGACAAGACAACAACGUUGUUGUUUAUGUUUCUUCUUCCUCUGUUGUUCCAAACAACAAUAUGUCAUCGAUUUCACAAGGUCUUGUCUUAACAACAGCUAUGGUUCUUUCAACCACCGUUCUUUACCUUACUUUCUGUAAACCAAAACCAUCCUUUCAAAUUCAUGAAACCGAAAAUUCCCAGGAUAAACUGAUUCUACGAUCUUGUUUAUACUCAGAUGAAAAGAAGAGGGAAAAAAGAAGGAAGAAGAAAAAGGUAAAGUUUUCCGAAAAUGUGAUGGUGAAGGAAGAAGAAAGUGAAAGUAAUGAGGAAAUUAUAGAAAAACAGGGGAAAAAUGAAAACAGAGUAUCGAUAAAUAAAUGCAGAAAUGAAAUUCGUGAAGAACGUGGAAUGCCAGCGAAUAGAAUUGCUUUGUAUAAUGGAAUUUUAAGAGAUAGAGUUCAUAGAAUCGGGUCAUGUCACUGAUCAUCAUCAUCAUUAUCCUUUUGGAAAUUAGAAGUUAGAAUUUUCAGGGUAUGUAAUUGCUCUGUUUUCUUUUUAUUUAUUUUAGAACAAGUGCUGGGAACAAUAUUUGAAAGUUCACGAAAAAAGGGUUGGGAUUAUGGAGAGGGUGGUCUUAUGAGAAAAAGGGGAAGAAGUUGGAAAAGAAAUAUAAUGUAUUUUUGUGGUUGUAAAUAGUUGCUUGAUUUUGUCCAACUCAUACCAAUUUUAUGAGUGAAAUCAAUAUAUACCUGAAACAAUAAUUGAAUA
Molecule: messenger RNA, 816 nt
Organism: Lathyrus oleraceus (garden pea)
Lineage: Eukaryota; Viridiplantae; Streptophyta; Magnoliopsida; Fabales; Fabaceae
Exons: 2
Coding region: 127-531 (134 amino acids)
Source: RefSeq, a predicted model, not a curated record